AUGUCUUCAAAGAAAGACAUGCGACGGGCGGAUCUCGUGAUCCCCUACGUGCAGCCAAAGGACGACAAACCAGCCGACUUUGGCUCAACAAUCACAAGCACUAUGCCUAUGGCAGCUAUGUUUACCAGAAACCGAAUGCUUGGAUGGUUUGCACUUCUAUCGUCUCUCCUGAGCUGGAUGGGUGAAACUCCCACUCAAAAGGCCAAUGCGACUACACCUGGUUAUCUCUCAUUUGGCAUGUCAGUCAUGGCAGUUGGUGUGACAUAUAUGCCACUCUUCCUACCACCGCCGCAAGUUAGGGGGCCCACUGGAACAGGAGUACCUGCUGCAGUGCCUCCACAAGCUGGAUAG
Molecule: messenger RNA, 351 nt
Organism: Exophiala bonariae
Lineage: Eukaryota; Fungi; Ascomycota; Eurotiomycetes; Chaetothyriales; Herpotrichiellaceae
Exons: 7
Coding region: 1-351 (116 amino acids)
Biological process (GO): protein insertion into ER membrane
Cellular component (GO): endoplasmic reticulum membrane
Molecular function (GO): protein folding chaperone
Source: RefSeq, a predicted model, not a curated record